Messenger RNA from Chinchilla lanigera (long-tailed chinchilla), 892 nucleotides. It is a transcript of the gene Nhlh1, whose product is annotated as nescient helix loop helix 1. The coding region runs from base 375 to 776 and encodes 133 amino acids. The transcript is spliced from 2 exons. NCBI's taxonomy places the organism in Eukaryota, Metazoa, Chordata, Mammalia, Rodentia, Chinchillidae. The record is from RefSeq and is a predicted model, not a curated record. Gene Ontology annotation, biological process: regulation of transcription by RNA polymerase II. Gene Ontology annotation, molecular function: RNA polymerase II cis-regulatory region sequence-specific DNA binding; protein dimerization activity; DNA-binding transcription factor activity, RNA polymerase II-specific.
CCCUGCAUCUUCACCAUGUGUACCCCUCUCAUCUGCCCUGGAACCUGGACAACCGUGCGGAGCUGUCCCCGAGAGCUCUAGGAAGCCGAUCACUAACUUUGCAGACAGAUGAGCCCUGAGCAGCCAGAGGAGACCGGGCUCUCUACGCUGCCCCCUGUCCUGCUUUACCAGCGUGGAUCCCUAAGCAGGAUCCUCUUAGCCUCCAGACUGGACCCCUGACUAUGGAAGCCUGAAGUGGCCCUGACUUCCAGAGCUCAGUGGCACACCCCACCGGCACCCCAGGCCCCUCCUGCCCCUCCCACUGCCAGCAGUCCCGCUCCGAGAGGGAGGGGUGGGGAGGGCACCCUGGUCUCGCGGGGCAGGGCGCUUCCAACAUGAUGCUCAACUCCGACACCAUGGAGCUGGACCUGCCUCCCAGCCACUCCGAGACCGAGUCGGGCUUCAGCGACUGCGGGGGCGGGGCGGUGCCCGACGGUGCGGUGCCCGGGGCUCCCGGAGACGGCCCGGCCCGGGGCUCAGAGCCAGGGGAGCCGGGCCGGAAAGACCUGCAGCAUCUGAGCCGCGAGGAGCGGCGGCGGCGGCGCAGGGCCACCGCCAAGUACCGCACGGCGCACGCCACGCGCGAGCGCAUCCGCGUGGAGGCCUUCAACCUGGCCUUCGCCGAGCUGCGCAAGCUGCUGCCCACGCUGCCCCCGGACAAGAAGCUGUCUAAGAUCGAGAUCCUGCGCCUCGCCAUCUGCUACAUCUCCUACCUGAACCACGUGCUGGACGUCUGAGCCCGGCAGGCGCCGCGCGCCGCCCUUGCUGCGCUUUCUAAGCCUCGCUCUCUCGGGGCCGCCGCCGCCCCUUCCACCCGGUGUCCACGCUUUCAGCGGCCCGAGCCCUGCACUCU